Caenorhabditis remanei is the source of this 1188-nucleotide messenger RNA. RefSeq lists its product as uncharacterized. The transcript has 5 exons. NCBI's taxonomy places the organism in Eukaryota, Metazoa, Nematoda, Chromadorea, Rhabditida, Rhabditidae. Gene Ontology annotation, molecular function: protein binding. Bases 1 to 1188 code for a protein of 395 amino acids. The record is from RefSeq and is a predicted model, not a curated record.
AUGUCUUCUUGGCUACCGUCUUUUUUGCACAAAAAAGAAACUAAAUUCCCAUUGCCAAAACUCCCGGAUCGUCCCAUGAAGAAUGUGUUGCAACUCAUGGAGGAUAUGGAGAUAAUAAAACUCUCCACACUUUCAAAGAAAAUGAGCAAGUCUGUCGGAAAAUGUGAUUUUAAACCACUCUCUUAUCAAGUGGACGUCCUUGACAGGGAUCCAGAUGUAUUUACUUUUUUUAAUGAACGCUGGAUUUCUAAUGUUGGACUGGAAUCAAGACAAUUGGCAAUUCCCGACUCCGCUCACAUAAUUCAGUUGAUUCAAACCGCUUUCCCUGACAGUCAAUUCCUUAUCACUAUGGUUAUUUCUAAGACGGAUUCAUUGAACUUUAAGAUUCGAGAAAUUUUAUUGACUGAUGAAGUUAAGAAAUAUUGUACCAAGAUUAUUGUACAUGGAGGAGCGUUGACAGUGAAUGAAUUGGAUUUGUUCAUUAAUUUGAGAGGAUUAAAGCGGGAACUCGUUUUCGAUGGGACUGAUUUCCCGUUGGAGUAUAAUCAUUUUAAUGCAUUCACCGGCACCAAUGUCAUCUAUGAAGACGCACGUUGGAUCAAAAUUUCGGAUUUAUGCGGUCUUGAAAGCAGCACUGAAAAUUUAAACCUCGGAAGAAACCUAUUCUAUUCAAAACACUAUAACGAGCUGUUCAAAUUCCAUGUCAACGGUAAUCGUGAUAUUUGCACCCAUAUUCAAAUUGAUUGUGUAGAAUCGGCGUUAAACUUCGAGAAAAUGUUUGAAGGAAUUGCGACAUUGAAAGUUGAGAAAGCUGGGAAAACUGACGUAACAAUGAUACACACCAACAACAUCACCCGGAAACGUCCAGUGAUGGGAAUAAGUUUCAAGAAUACUUCCAAGAAAACCCAAAUCUGUAUCCAAACAUAUUCGAUCAAUACCGAAAGCAAUGAACUGCAGACAAAAUGCUAUAACAUUCUGCAGAAACUCAACAAGAAAACUGAUCUGGAAGUUGAAUUGAAGCAAAUCGAAACUAUUGAAUACGCGUUGAGAGGUCAGGAAGAGGUUUUGAAACCGAUUCAAGCUAAAAAGACAAGAAUCACUAAGGAGUUGACGAAUGUAAGAGAGGAGUUGUGGGAAAAUGCAGUUUAUUCUGUUGAUGGUAAUGCUAGAAUUAGUCCACUUGAUUAG